ACGCAUCCCUGGCGGCGUUUGACAGGAGGCUGUCCUUGGUUAGCCCGAGCUAGCCAGAGCGAGCUAAACAAAACAACGCGUACACAUCCUCUGCAUGAACUGUAUGUGAAGUCACCGCUUGGUUGUUACAGGUCUGUCGGUGACUGCGAGGCCCACCGCCCUCCCCUGCCCACCUCAGAUCAGAGCUGAGGGUUUGGGGUCAGGGUCUUGGGCUAAUGUCAUACAGUCCCAGUAAAGAGGGGGGUCUAUCUCAGGCUGCCCCGAACAUCAACUCUCAAGACCUCACUCGGACUGCGGCGACGGGGAGCACACCUGAGGAUCAGGUGUCACCUAUGGUGGAUGAGGCUUCUCCUUCUUCCACGUCAUCCUUUGAGAUGCUUGACAUGGAGUCGGUCCCAGCUCCUUAUCAAGAAGUGCAGCCGCACUGGUUCUUUUGUCGACGGGCUGAGGACAGCACCUCAUGGCUUCCUUUUAGCAGAGAGGACUCUGACAAAUUAGAGAAUGCCUGCAACACUAUUGGAGAAAAAGGGGAGCAGGAGGUGGUUGUAGCUGUUGAUGGAGAGCGGUAUGACGUGCAUGUCAGGGAGAGGAAGCGCUACGCUGUGUACUGGGAGCAAGCUCCCACUGAAGUCCGCCGCUGUACCUGGUUCUAUAAAGGAGAUAAAGACACCAGGUUCAUGCCUUACCCUGAGGACUCCGCCAAACGUCUGGAGGAGGCGUAUAUGAUUGCAGUAACUUUGGACGAAUGGAAGACAAAACUAGUGUUUCCCACUGGAGAGACUGUCAUCUUACAUAAUCCCAAACUGAUAAUGCAGUAUCUGCCAAUAGGAUUGCAGGAUGAGUGGGUUUCCUCCCCCUCGGAGCACACUAGGCCUGGAACAGUCAAGAGAGGAGUGAGCAACAUACCUGUAGAAAUACCCGAUGGUGAACCAGAAAAGGUGGAUCACCUUGUCUUCAUGGUCCAUGGCAUCGGUCCUGCAUGUGACUUGCGCUUCAGAUCCAUCAUACAGUGCGUAAAUGACUUCAGGAGUGCUUCCCUGUCCCUCUUGGCCUCUCAUUAUAAGCGAGCUCAGCAAGAUGGUAAGAUAGGAAAAGUGGAGUUCCUGCCUGUCAACUGGCACAGCGCUCUGCAUGGGGAUGCCACUGGUGUGGACGAGGACAUCCAGAGGAUCACUCUGCCCAGCAUCAGCAGGCUGAGGCAUUUCACCAACGACACUCUGCUGGACCUGUUUUUCUAUAACAGCCCCACGUACUGCCAGACCAUAGUGGACACUGUGGCAUCAGAGAUCAACAGACUACACACCCUCUUCAAACAGAGACACCCAGAGUUCAACGGGGAAGUUUCAGUUGUGGGCCAUAGCCUGGGUUCCUUGAUCCUGUUUGACCUGCUAACCAAUCAGAGGACUGGAUCAGAAGACAGAAAGGGGGCGCCCUCUGAUGAACCUUUUCGUCUAAACUGUGACACACUGGAGCAGACUCUGUCCAGACUGGGCCUACAGCAGUACCUGGAAACGCUCCAGGCAGAAAACCUAGACCUGGAAUCACUGGCUCUUUGUCAAGACAGUGACCUUAAAGAUUUGGGAAUUCCUCUCGGACCACGGAAGAAGAUCCUGAACUACGUCAGGAGGAAAUGGCUUCCACAGGAUAAGACAGGGGCAAUACGUCUGGCACCGGGUUUGCAAGCUCCUCCUCCAGUGACCAGUGACGCCGAUGGUAACCAGUCUUCAGAGUUGACAAUGCAGCAGUCCCAGUUCCACAGGGCGCAGUCUGUCACCAGUGCUGUAGACUACGAGUACUUUGAUAUGGGCAUCGGACAGGUAUCCAUUGAUUACCCACAGCUGGCUUUCCACCCUCAAACGUUUUUUGCUUUUGGCUCUCCUAUCGGAAUGUUCCUGACUGUUCGUGGGCUUAAACACAUCGAUCCCAACUACACGUUCCCAACCUGCAAGAGCUUUUACAACAUCUACCACCCGUAUGACCCUGUGGCCUAUCGGAUAGAGCCCAUGAUUGUGUACGAGGUGGAUCUGGAGCCCAUGCUGAUACCUCACCAUAAAGGCCGCAAAAGGAUGCACCUUGAACUGAAGGACAGCUUGACCCGUAUGAGCAUGGAUUUGAAAAACAAUGUUUUGGGAUCACUGCGGACGGCGUGGCAGUCCUUUUCCAGACUACCAGUUGCUGCACUGCCACCAGUGGAGGCAGGAGAAACUACAAUAGAGAGAGAUCUUCAAGAGCCACAGACCUCAGCGGCAGUCACUGCUUCUGCUAAGAGGGAAGAGAAAAGUGCUGAUUUUUGGACUAAAAUACUGGAGUGGCCCAGAGCCCUUUAUAAGCAUUACUUCAAAGGAGUGUGUGUGGAGUCAGAGUGCUCAGUGUCAGCCGAGGAGAAAGAGCAGCCUGAGAUUAAAAUGGGUAUGUUGAAUGAAGGUCGAAGGAUUGACUUUGUGCUUCAGGAAAAACCCAUUGAGAGCUUCAAUGAAUACCUGUUUGCCAUCCAGUCUCAUCUGUGUUACUGGGAAUCGGAGGAUACGGCUCUCCUGCUGUUGAAGGAAAUCUACGACAAACAAGGUGUGGCCUUUGAACAGCCACAACAGUAAUAAAGUUUUAUGAAUGUAGACUUGCUUUUUAGCCUGUCAGUAACCGGAAAGUGAGAAAAUGAAGGACGUCUGACAGAACCAGAGGCUACACAAUCCUCCUCCAGAAUGCCUUACCGUCUGGGUGUUCCCUGACUGCCCUGCCCUCCCCUCCCUUGACAAUGGAGGCUGCUCGGCUGCAGUCAAGUGAUCUCGGUUCAGAUAUGUCAGUCAGUUUCAGUUCAGCAGUAGCAGUGGCUUCUCAAAUACCAUUGCAAGACUGGGUUUAGUAUCUGAUAUUGGUUUGAGAUGCACACAAACAUCAGUGUCAUGCUCCUGGUCGCACAUUCAUUUUUAUUUUACCCUACUUUGCACUUUCACUAACAGUUGUUGACAUAUCAAGCAUAGGGCUCAAAAAAACAACAACUUCAAUGAUAACCUAAAGAAACGCACAAUACUUGUUCAAAUUAAGGAACUAAUUAAGGAAUUAUAAUUAACUAUGACUCUUAUUAUGUGUGUUCAGCAGGGUCUGGCCCUUUAAACUUCAAGCUCUCUUUCUUAACCCAGGAACAUUAGAUCAUUAGAUGGCACUUUUAUAAAUAACUGGGUUGGGUGGUUUUAUUUGUUAACUAUAAAAAGUUUACUGUCUGAUCAGGAAUGUAAAGGUUGAUUUCUUGUCUGUUACAACUCCUCCAGGCAGCUACAUUACAACAUUAAGGCCACUCCAAACCCAAAGCUGCUACUCCCACAUUUGUGUAAUGUAACAGUAAUGUUGACAUCACUCCUUUCUCAUCUCACUGAUGUAGUUUUGUACUCACAUUAUUAUUGAAAGUGAAGUUUGUUUUACCCUCUAAUCACCUUUUUAUUUAACAUGCAAUAUGUAUUGAAGUUUACCCAAGAAGUAAUCCAGAUGAAGAGUUGUUUCAGAAAUUAAGUAGAGAAACACAGAUGCUUUGAAGGAUGUACUGUAUGUUAUAACAGUGUGCAAACUGCACAGAAAGACCAGUUCCACCUCCUCUCCUCCAGGUCUGUGCCAUUCACCCUUUACCACAUUCUUCUUUCUGCUAUAUGGCAGUCGACCCAAAAUCUAUGCUUAAGUAAUUAUUAUUACGAUACACACUUGCAUCCUACAUAGACAAGUUCCUACUUUUGCGUAAUCAUAAGGGCCAAAUGGUACACGUUCCUCUCAUCUGUUCCUUUGGGUAGUACAGUAUUGUAAAAUCAUAUUUUAUCUGUAUUGCAUGCACUUUUUGUUAUGUUAGAGCAGAGUUUCUCAACUUUUCUGUUGCAGAAAUGUUCAUAGUUGUCAUCAGGGAGAGAGUUUUCACAUUGAAAUCAUAUGAAUUUGAUUUAAAGAGCAUGACAAAUAGAUUAUAUAGAACUUUAUUUUAUAAUAAAACAUGUGAGACAAAUAUAAAAUAUAUCUGCACCUUCAUAUAAAGCAACACAGGGUCCAGACUACGAAUUUGAGAAACUCUGUUAGAAGUGAUUUAACUAUAAAUGACUUGUAUCGUAUGCACUGUCAGGGCACCGCAGCCCACGCCACCAAAGCUCUGAACGACCUGUAGCACCCGCACAGCAGUUAAAUGAACCUUACACGGUUGUUCAUUUCUCUUCCUUUUAUAAAUGCACUGAACACUAAAUGAUCAUGUUGAAGUUUCACCAUCCUCUCUCUGUUUCUGUCUUUUUUUUGUGUCUAAACAGUAAAACAGGAGCUCCUCUUCCUUACCAUAACUAAUGUUUUUGCACUUGAUACUAAAAUGUUGAUACAUACCAAAAAAUAAAUACAAAUGUUCUCCUUUCUGAAUACAUACCCUAUAAAUAUGGUUACAUGUUUUGUGUGCCAUAAUAAAACAAGUGUCUUGUAGUGUU
Molecule: messenger RNA, 4442 nt
Organism: Larimichthys crocea (large yellow croaker)
Lineage: Eukaryota; Metazoa; Chordata; Actinopteri; Sciaenidae
Gene: ddhd2
Product: DDHD domain containing 2
Exons: 19
Coding region: 216-2594 (792 amino acids)
Cellular component (GO): COPII-coated ER to Golgi transport vesicle; cytoplasm
Molecular function (GO): triacylglycerol lipase activity; protein binding; metal ion binding
Source: RefSeq, a predicted model, not a curated record